Messenger RNA from Emys orbicularis (European pond turtle), 1165 nucleotides. RefSeq names its product HCLS1 associated protein X-1 (gene HAX1). The coding region runs from base 28 to 927 and encodes 299 amino acids. Gene Ontology annotation, biological process: regulation of actin filament polymerization; negative regulation of apoptotic process. The transcript has 8 exons. Gene Ontology annotation, cellular component: clathrin-coated vesicle; actin cytoskeleton; mitochondrion. The record is from RefSeq and is a predicted model, not a curated record. Lineage: Eukaryota; Metazoa; Chordata; Testudines; Emydidae.
GCCGUCUGGCUUUACGGCAGUAGCGGGAUGAGCCUUUACGAGCUGUUCCGGGGGUUCUUCGGCUUCCCCCGGGGCCGCAGGCCCCGAGACCCCUUCUUUGGGGGCAUCACCCGGGAUGAGGAUGAGGACGACGAAUAUGACGAAGAUGGGGGCCCCUCAUUUGGGGUGCGCCCCAACGAGGACUUUGGGUUCAGCUUCGGCGGGAUGCACUUCCAUGACAACUUCGGCUUUGACGAGCUUUUCCGUGACUUUAACGAACUCUUCAAUGAGAUGGGGGCCUGGACCCUGCCCUGCCAGCCCUUUGAGCUUCCUGGCACUCAGCCUGCCCCACCUGCCUCGGGCCACCUGAGUGAGGAGCAGAAACGGCAGGCGCUGCGGGACUCGAUGCUCAGAUAUCCGGACAGUCACCAGCCCAGGAUCUCUGCAGAAGGCCCGGUCCCUGGGAGGGACUUGGGGGACAGUGCGGGCCUGGCAGCCCCAGGCGUGAGGCCUUGGCGGCCGUUUGCUGGGCUGGGAGAGAUGCAUCCGGCUCCCCCGAGUGCCAGGGAGGACAAAGAUCUGGAUUCCCGAGUCUCCUCGGAGGGGCUGGAGACCGUCCUGAGACCAGGCGAGCCAAAGGCCCACUCUUAUUUCCAGAGCGUGUCUGUUACCACGGUGACGGGGCCCGAUGGGACCGUGGAGGAGCGUCGGACGGUGCAGGACAGCCAGGGGCGCAGAGAGACCGUCGUCACCCGCCGCAGAGGGGAUCAGACCCUUGUCACCACCAUCCCGGAGGGCGGGCAGGGCGAGGACACCAUCCCGGAUGAUGGGGAGCUGGCGCAGUUUGUGGGUGACUGGCAGCAGAGGGGGGGGCUCCGCGCUCCAAACCUGGGCGACCCCUUCUCCUUCCUGGAGACCUUCUUCCGUGGCUGGUUCUCAAGCCGAUAGCCCUGGCCUCCCUCGGAGCAUCCCCGGGAGUCCCCGUCUGCUGCUGGGUGCAGGGGUGAGCACCAGGGGGCGCUCUCACUCCAGCUGCCCUGUAUUGCAGGCGUGUCCGAAGCCCAGCAGCGAAACCCAAGGCUACGCCAGGCCCUGGUGCCCUGUGCUGGACGGGCUGCCUGCUUUCCAGGGGGAUCACUGAGCUGCAGUCCCUUCCUGCCCCUGCAGAGGAAUAAAGUCUAUUUAU